Messenger RNA from Coffea arabica (coffee), 1180 nucleotides. The record is from RefSeq and is a predicted model, not a curated record. Lineage: Eukaryota; Viridiplantae; Streptophyta; Magnoliopsida; Gentianales; Rubiaceae.
AAGCAUUAAACAGAAAUUUAACAAAAUAAUUUAGAGACCAUGUGGUUAAUUUGACAAUAUUCUUUUUUUUUUCUUCCGAAACGAUAGAGGAGUUAAUUUGACAAUAUUCAAAACAGCAAAACUCCAGAGCUCGAUCCUAAUGAUUGUUACUUUGUCCCCAAUUUCUUCCGCCUCAAAAACGCGGUAACACAGAAACAAAACUCUUCAAUCUUUCAUACAUCCCCAUCCGGCCAUCCCCCAGCAGUUUAGGCUUUAGACACCCAACAUCUCCCCUCAAAAUAUGGAAACGAAAGCUUCCCAUCGAGAAGAUCUAUCAUCAGCACAAGCAGUAUUGAUGGGAGCUUUAGCUCCUGGGGUCAAUGGUCCCACUUGGAAUACACUAAAGAUUGCAUUUUUUAUGCUGGGUGUAAGUCUGGUUGCUAUGCUAGGCUUAGCAUUCUCCUCUAGUGACUCUACAUUGACCCUCCAUGUUGCUGUUUUUGUUUUUCUGACUGGAACCCUUUUCUUUCUUUUAAGCAGCUUUCUUGCACAGACUGGUCUGGUUUCAGUGGAGCAUCAAAUGCAAGAAAUAGGUUUGGCACCCAAAAGUUUUGGGGAUGUUAAAAAUGAUAAGAGUAAUUGACAUCCAAAUAAAAAAUAUUUACAAGUGAUACAUGUAUGAUUUCUGAAAAGAGAAACCCCUAAAUGGCUAACUGGCAUCUGCAAGGAGGUAGGAGGAGGAAGGGGAAAGACCAAGCAUCCUUGGUCAAUCAUUGCUUCUGUGCUGAUCUUCAUUUACGAUGGAGAAGUGUCAGUCUUCCUUCUGCUCCUUCUCCUUUGAUUUACUCUUUCUGGACUUUAUGAAGCAGAAACAUGAGCAGCAGGGAAAUUGCAACAAGAACUUCAUGCCUUAUCUUUUCUGGAUGAUGGCAAUGUUCAUAAUACCAAAAUGUAUAGGGUGUUACAACCCUGUUUUCUCUUUUUAUUUGCUCUUGGAUUCUAUUCUGUCCUUGAAAAGAUGCAGAUGCCUAGCUUUUUUGUCGAGUGAGUGAUGCAUCUUUAUCUUUAUGUUGUAUGUACGUGUCUUCUAAACGCUCUAAUGCCUUGUGAAAGAAAAGGUUCUUUUUCAGAAUUCCAGAAAAGAGAGUUACAUUUCAUUGUUUAAAUAAUUUUGCUUAGUUGAUUGGACUAAGCAUAAUGA